AUGAAACGACGGCAUGUCCAUCGCGCAGCCGUCGCCUUGGGCAGUAAUAUGGGCGAUCGCAUUGCCAACAUUGAGGACGCCCUGACUGAAAUGCGCAAGAAAGUGACGGUGCUGAAAGUCAGCCCCUUGUACGAGACCAAGCCCAUGUACUACGAGGACCAAGACUUGUUCAUCAACGGCGCUUGCGAGGUCGAGACUGACCUGGAUCCCAUUGGCCUUCUGGAUACUCUGCAAGGUGUCGAGAAUGACUUGGGCAGGAAAAGGACCAUUGAUAAAGGCCCUCGACCCAUUGACCUCGACGUCAUCCUCUACAACCGAGAGAGGGUACAGCAUGAGCGUCUUGAGGUGCCCCACAAGCUCAUGCAUGAACGGGAGUUCGUUCUCAGGCCAUUGUCAGACAUCAUCCCUGAUGCAGUCGUAUCAUCCGCUAACAACGGGCACGACUCAAAUCGGACUGUAGCUGACCUAUACCUUGGGCUUCUCGCCCGUGACAAAACAAUGUCGCCUGUCACACAAUUGACACCUCGUCUCCCACUGAUCCGCUCUACUGAUCCCCAAAAGCCCACGUCGCUGAUGGCGAUCCUUAACAUCACGCCUGAUUCUUUCUCUGACGGAGGCCUGCACACUGCCAAUGACCAAGCUCACCUGGAAAGCACAGUCAAGGCCUUCAUAGCCCAAGGAGCCACUAUUCUCGACAUUGGAGGCCAAAGUACGCGGCCAAAAGCAGAACUCAUCAGCCCUACGGAGGAGCUACAGCGUAUCCUGCCAGUCAUCAAAGCAAUCCGUCAGAUGCCAGAAGCCGACAACACUGCCAUCAGCAUAGACACAUUCUACGCCGAAGUUGCUAGAGAGGCCGUGGCGGCGGGAGCCGACAUCAUCAACGACAUCUCCGCCGGUGUCCUUGACCAAGACAUGCUCCCCACGGUGGCCAAACUCGGCAAGACCAUCGUGCUAAUGCACAUGCGAGGCGACCCACACACCAUGACCGAACUCACCAGCUACCCGUACGGAGUCGUCGAUGGCGUCGCUCAAGAACUGGCUCAGCGUGUCCAGGCCGCGCUCGACGCCGGCAUUCCACCCUGGCGCAUCAUUUUGGACCCCGGCGUCGGCUUCGCAAAAAACCAGGGUCAGAAUCUCGAGCUCCUCAGGCGUCUCGCCGAGCUGAGGGAAUACUGUACCACCUUUCCUCAACUGUCGGGCCUGCCCUGGUUGCUUGGGACAAGUCGCAAGGGCUUCGUGGGCAAGAUCACCGAGACGCCGGACCCGGCGCAGCGACAGAUGGGCACGGCUGCGACCGUCACUGCAAGUAUCGCUGGUGGGGCGGAUAUCGUGAGGGUGCAUGAUGUCGCUGAAAUGGCCCAGGUGGUGAAAAUGGCUGAUGCCAUUUAUCGCUGA
Messenger RNA from Cyphellophora europaea CBS 101466, 1395 nucleotides. RefSeq names its product dihydropteroate synthase. Lineage: Eukaryota; Fungi; Ascomycota; Eurotiomycetes; Chaetothyriales; Cyphellophoraceae. Gene Ontology annotation, molecular function: 2-amino-4-hydroxy-6-hydroxymethyldihydropteridine diphosphokinase activity; dihydropteroate synthase activity. The record is from RefSeq and is a predicted model, not a curated record. Gene Ontology annotation, cellular component: mitochondrial envelope. Gene Ontology annotation, biological process: tetrahydrofolate biosynthetic process. Bases 1 to 1395 code for a protein of 464 amino acids. The transcript has 2 exons.